AUUACACUUUCAAUGCAUUACCUUUGACGUUUAACUUGCGCGGACGACGUUAAUCUCUCCUAUGAUCAUUCUGCUUCUUACAGAACAGAGGAGCAACUAUCGUGACACGAAGACCGAGAUGGAGCAGUUCAAAGGCCAUUCGCGGCUUCCGAAAUUCGCCGUGCCAAAGCGAUACUCCAUACGGCUGAAACCCGACCUCAUCGCUUGCAAAUUCGCCGGCUCCGUCGCCAUCGACCUCGAUAUCGUCUCCGAUACUCGAUUCAUCGCCCUCAACGCUGCCGAGCUCGCCGUCGAUGCCGCUUCCGUCUCUUUCACUCACUCUUCCAAGGUCUUUAAGCCUUCAAAAGUUGAGAUAUUCAACGAAGACGGGGUUUUGGUUUUGGAGUUUGGAGAGACACUUCCGAUUGGUUUGGGAGUUUUGGCUAUUGGGUUUGAAGGUAUUUUGAAUGACAAGAUUAAGGGAUUUUUUAGAAGUACAUAUGAGCAUAACAGUGAGAAGAAAAAUAUGGCAGCUACGCAGUUUGAACCAGUUGAUGCCAGGCGGUGCUUUCCAUGUUGGGAUGAACCUGCUUGGAAGGCUACAUUCAAGAUUAUAUUGGAUGAUGUUCCGUCCGAAUUAGUAGCUCUUUCCAACAUGCCGGUUUUAGAAGAAAAAGUGGAUGGACAUAUGAAGACAGUUACAUAUCAAGAAUCACCAAUCAUGUCUACAUAUUUGGUGGCCAUAGUUGUUGGGUUGUUUGAUUAUAUUGAAGAUCAUACUUCUGAUGGUAAAAUCAUUGACAAUCUCUUGUUGUGUGUGUAUUUAGUGCAACCGCAACCCUUUCUUGAUGGUGCCACAUUUUAUCUCGUUGUAGGGGUCAUAGUGCGGGUAUAUUGUCAAGUUGGCAAGGCAGACCAAGGGAAGUUUGCUUUGGACCUUGCUGUCAGGACUCUUGAAUUUUACAAAGAUUAUUUUUCUAUGCCGUACUCUUUGCCCAAAUUGGAUAUGGUUGCAAUUCCUGAUUUUCAUGGGGCCAUGGAGAAUUAUGGUUUAGUUACGUACCAAGAAUCAGCUUUGCUCUUUGAUGAACAAAAUUCUGCAGCUGCCAACAAGCAAAUGGUUUCAACUGUUGUGACACAUGAAUUGGCACACCAGUGGUUUGGCAAUCUUGUAACGAUGGAAUGGUGGACACACUUAUGGCUGAACGAGGGAUUUGCAACAUGGGUGAGCUAUUUAGUUACUGAUAGCUUGUUCCCAGAGUGGAAAGUAUGGACUCAGUUUGUUGAUGAAAGUGCUGGGGGUCUUAAGCUGGAUGGGCUUGAAGAAUCUCACCCCAUCGAGGUAGAGAUCAAUCAUGCUGCUGAGGUUGUUGAAAUAUUUGAUUCAAUAAGUUAUAGAAAAGGAGCUUCUAUUAUUCGGAUGCUACAAAGCUAUCUUGGUGCGGAAUACUUCCAGAAGUCACUUGCUUCAUACAUAAGAAAGCAUGCUUCCUCAAAUACAAUCACAGAAGAUUUAUGGGCUGCCCUUGAGGAGAUAUCUGGUGAACCUGUGAACAAGCUAAUGAAUUCAUGGACUCAGCAAAUGGGUUACCCUGUUAUUUCUGUCAAAGUGAAAGAUCAGAAAUUGCAAUUUGACCAGACACAAUUCUACUUGAGUGGUUCCCAAGGUGAUGGGCAAUGGAUUGUGCCGAUAACAUUAUGCUGUGGCUCAUAUGAUGUGCACAAGAGUUUCCUACUACGAAACAAGUCUGAAAGUCUCGACCUAAAAGAAUUUCUGGGCUGCUCCCUAGCAGAGAAUGUAUGUAGAAGUGCAAGCAAUAAAAACAAUGCCUUGUACAGUUGGAUCAAAGUCAACUUGGAUCAGACUGGUUUUUACAGGGUGAUAUAUUCAGAUGAACUUUUAGCUGCACUUAGAAAUGUUAUAGAAAAGAAAGACUUGUCUGCAACUGACAGAUACGGAAUCUUGGAUGAUUCGUUUGCCCUUUCUAUGGCUCGCCAGCAGUCUUUUGCUUCAUUGCUUACGUUGUUGGGUGCUUACAGAGAGGAACUUGACUAUACAGUGCUGUCAAAUUUGAUUGCCAUAUGUUAUAAGCUGGCAAGAAUUGCGGCUGAUGCUGUACCCGAGCUACUGAAUCUCAUAAAACAAUCGUUUAUUAGCCUUUUCCAGUACUCUGCAGAAAAGCUUGGUUGGGAGCCUAAACCUGGUGAGAGCCAUUUAGAUUCAAUGCUAAGAGGAGAAAUUUUAACUGCCCUUGCUGUGUUUGGACAUGACCCAACAAUUAAUGAAGCAAGUAGACGUUUUCGUGAAUUCUUAGAUAACCGAAAUACGCCAAUCCUUCCUCCCGACAUAAGAAAGGCAGUGUAUGUGGCGGUAAUGCAAAGAGUAAGCAUGUCUAACAGAUGGGGCUACGAAUCUCUUCUUAGAGUUUACAGAGAGGCUGAUCUAAGCGAGGAGAAAAACCGCAUUUUAAAAUCAUUAGCAUCUUGUCCAGAUCCGAGCAUAGUACUGGAAGUUCUCAACCUUUUAUUGUCUUCUGAGGUCCGCCUUCAGGAUGCUGCCCGUGGGCUAUCUUCUGUUAGUAGUGAAGGACGGGAAACAGCUUUGACGUGGUUGAAGGAUAACUGGGAGCACAUCUCUAAGACCUGGGGUUCUGGAUUUGUAAUUGCCAGCUUUGUCAGUGCAGUUAUUUCACCGUUGGCUUCAUUUGAAAAGGUUAAGGAAGUAGAUGAGUUCUUUAAGGUUCAUCCCACCCCCUCGAUAACCAGAACCUUGAAGCAGAGCAUGGAGCGUGUGCAGAUUAACGCCAAGUGGGUUCAGAGUAUUCAGGGUGAGACAGAUCUUGCCGAUGUUUUGAACGAGUUGGCAUACAGGAAAGACUAGCUAGCCUUGUAAUCAUGCUGGAAGCAUUCAUGGAAUGCAAUUCUUUGCCUUCUGGUUCGUUGAUAAGUUCAUCUGUAAAAUAUGUAAUGAUUGAAAAUACACACCAAAUGAUUUCCAAAUCGAAACCCAAAACUUUGAAUA
Molecule: messenger RNA, 3001 nt
Organism: Pyrus x bretschneideri (Chinese white pear)
Lineage: Eukaryota; Viridiplantae; Streptophyta; Magnoliopsida; Rosales; Rosaceae
Product: aminopeptidase M1
Exons: 18
Coding region: 62-2860 (932 amino acids)
Biological process (GO): peptide catabolic process; proteolysis
Cellular component (GO): cytoplasm
Molecular function (GO): zinc ion binding; metalloaminopeptidase activity; peptide binding
Source: RefSeq, a predicted model, not a curated record